CAGGUGUAAGCGCGCUCCUCAUCCACACACAGCAGAGUCAAACAGAGACAGAGUCACUGCAGGCAUCUCCGCAGCCAACAACCACUGCAUCCGCCUGACUGCUUGAGGACACCAGAAGAGGACGAGGAGACUGGAUUUGUUUUGUUUGUGUUCUCCAAGCCUUUUUGUGCACUUUAUCUGAACCGUAUCCCUCGCAAACAUGAUGUCCAUGAACAGUAAACAGCCUCAUUUCGCCAUGCAUCCCACUUUACCUGAGCACAAGUACACAACUCUGCACUCGAGCUCGGAAGCGAUCAGGAGAGCCUGUCUACAAACUCCACAGCUGCAGAGCAACAUCUUCGCCAGCUUGGAUGAGACGCUCCUGGCCCGCGCCGAAGCUCUGGCGGCCGUGGACAUCGCCGUGUCCCAGGGUAAGAGCCACCCGUUCAAGCCCGACGUCACGUACCACACGAUGAACUCCGUGCCAUGCUCGUCCACGUCCACCGUGCCACUCGCCCACCACCACCAUCAUCACCACCAUCACCACCACCAGAACCUGGAGCCGCCCGACCUCAUGGACCACAUCAGCUCCCCGUCGCUCACCCUAAUGCCCAGCGCGCACGAAGGAGCCAGCGGAGGCGGCGGAGGGGGCGGCGGCGGCGGGGGUUUGAUCUCCACGUCGGCCCACCCGCACUCCCACAUGCACGGCUUGACCCACCUGUCCCACCAGGCUGCUAUGAACAUGAACUCGCCGCUCACCCACCACGGGCUCUUACCGGGCCACCACGGCGGUGCGCAUCAUGGCGCACCGGGACUCACCAACAACGGACUGCCCUCUAUUAACGACUCGGACACGGACCCGAGGGAGCUGGAGGCGUUCGCGGAGCGCUUCAAACAGAGGAGGAUCAAACUCGGGGUGACUCAGGCGGAUGUGGGGGGCGCCCUGGCCAACCUGAAGAUCCCGGGCGUGGGCUCACUGAGCCAAAGUACCAUUUGUCGGUUCGAGUCACUAACUCUGUCGCACAACAACAUGAUCGCGCUCAAACCCAUCCUUCAGGCGUGGUUGGAAGAGGCCGAGGGCGCCCAGCGCGAGAAAAUGAGCAAACCCGACAUUUUCAACGGGAGCGAGAAGAAGCGCAAGCGGACCUCCAUAGCCGCUCCGGAGAAACGAUCUCUGGAGGCUUAUUUCGCGGUCCAGCCUCGGCCGUCUUCGGAGAAAAUCGCGGCUAUUGCUGAGAAAUUGGACCUAAAAAAGAAUGUGGUGCGAGUAUGGUUUUGCAACCAAAGACAAAAACAGAAGAGGUUGAAAUUUUCUGCAGCUCACUGAUGGACUACUUCGAAAACAAACAAACUUAAAAAAGAAAAAAAAAGAAAAAAAAAAAAGAAAAAAAAAUUGGACUGAGUUUUGGGGACCAAGGAACAUCGCUUUGGCUCAGCUGGUGUGUGCUCGUCAUGACACUUAUGAUUAUUACUGUUUUAUUUGAUGAGAACUCCUUGUUAUUUUCACUGUAUUGAAGUGAAUGUGAAGUAUGCAAAUAACAGGUAAUCCAGAUGAACUACUGGUAAAUAUUUCAAAUAUCAUUGUGAAAUUAGAGAAAUAAAUCCAGCUUUAUUUUUUAGCAAGAUUUGUUUUGCCCCGACGACGAUGAUGAUGAUGAUGAUGAUGAUGAUGAUGAGAUGAAAAAUAGCCAUUGAAGGAUUACCUCAUAUAGUUUUAAUUCUAUCCUAAUUUAUUAUUUAUGAAUUCUAUUAUUUAUUUUCCGCAUAUUUGUGUAUCUAUUCAUUCGUUACAGGGAACUGCUAUAUUUUUGAUUAUUAAACGUGUUCAAAGCAGAUCCCGUUUAUGAACUAAUGUUAUCAUUCAGUGUUUCAAAGGUCUGCUCUGAUGAAUACAAAACUAAAAAGCGAAAUAAAGGUGGCAACCACCGCUUGGUGAAAUUGCACUGAAAUCUACUGGUAUUUAGAUUGGUUAGAUAUAUUCAAAUGCUUUUGUAUAUAUACACAUACUAAUAAUGACACUUGCUCACCGUGCACAUCUCAAUUUUCCCAGUUCUUUUGCAAAUCAGAAUUCUUCCCCUGACUUUUCACUGGGGGAAAUGUCACUGGUGGAUAUUAGCUAACUCGCAUGAUCAAGAUGAUUAUUACUUACAUUCUAAAGGAAAAUUGUCCUGGGAUAUAAUUUCGUUGGUUUGUGUAUUUUGGUUUGCAGUGCAAACAUUCUAUGCAUCGAAAGAAAAAGAAAAAAAUGACCAAGCACUAUAGAGUAUCUACUGGUAGACCUUUAUGGAUGGUGUAAGUCACUGUUUAAUGCCUGUUUUCACAUAAAGACACAACGUGUUUGGCGUGUUAAUUGUUGGGGGGGGAGGGAAAGCAGUUUAAAUGUAAGUAAUGUUUUUAUUGGGUGCACAAGUAUGUUUACAAAAAGCGGCCACGUGCGCAUCACGAGACGUCUCACUCUGUCAUACCUGUGCACCUGUCCAACAGUCUGCUGUCUUUACCAUCUUAUCAUCCAAACUUUUCACCAUUCUGUAAGCCAAAUCCAGCUGCUGGGGCUCAAGUCCCGGCAA
Messenger RNA from Myxocyprinus asiaticus (Chinese sucker), 2546 nucleotides. RefSeq names its product POU domain, class 4, transcription factor 1-like. Gene Ontology annotation, biological process: regulation of transcription by RNA polymerase II. The record is from RefSeq and is a predicted model, not a curated record. The transcript is spliced from 2 exons. Bases 200 to 1306 code for a protein of 368 amino acids. NCBI's taxonomy places the organism in Eukaryota, Metazoa, Chordata, Actinopteri, Cypriniformes, Catostomidae. Gene Ontology annotation, molecular function: RNA polymerase II cis-regulatory region sequence-specific DNA binding; DNA-binding transcription factor activity, RNA polymerase II-specific.